UGUCUUUUUACAAGUUCCAAGUUUUUAAGAGGAGCUGCGCGCUGCUUGUUGGACUCACGAGGCAACGCGACGCGAGCUAGCAGCAGGUAGCCUAGCUAUCGAUAACUUAAACUACAACCAACCCAACUUCACUUCACUGGACGCUCGCGCACACUCACGCGCGUGCGUGUGCACAUAAAUACUUCAAAUGGGCCUUUGAAGAGCGAUGCGUUGAUCGAAAGGCAGUAAAGCAGAACGAUUUGUUUCAUGAGCUCCAAUAACAUGCUGCGGAGGGACUAAUGAGCAUGGCAGAGCCGCAGAGGAAAGGAGAGCUGCUGCCCGAGGACGUUGGCACGGACGACUGCCUGACUUCAUACACGCACAUCUACAGUCCAGAUUUACUAAAAGAUCAGGUGGCUUUCAUAACAGGUGGUGGAUCUGGCAUUGGCCUCAGGAUAGCUGAAAUCUUCAUGAGGCAUGGCUGCGACACAGUGAUUGCAAGCAGGAAUUUGGACAAGCUCAAAGAGGCGGCAAAAAAGCUGUCGGCCUCGUCGGGACGCCGCUGCCUGCCUCUGUGCCUGGAUGUGAGGCAGCCUCAGAGCAUCACAGCGGCUGUGGAUGAGACGCUGAGGGAGUUUGGACGCAUCGACAUCCUCAUUAACAAUGCUGCUGGAAACUUCCUGUGCCCGGCGGCCUCGCUCUCCUUCAAUGCCUUCAAGACCGUGAUGGAGAUAGACACCAUGGGUACAUUCAACACCAGCAAAGUGGUUUAUGAGAAGUGGUUCCAGGCUCACGGCGGGAACAUAGUCAACAUCUCGGCCACACUUGGAUACAGAGGACAGGGCCUACAGGUCCACGCUGGCUCCGCCAAGGCGGCUAAUGAUGCCAUGACCAAGCACCUGGCUGUGGAGUGGGGGCCCAGCGGGGUCAGAGUCAACAGUGUGGCUCCAGGUCCCGUCUCUGGCACAGAGGGCUUCCGCAGGCUGGGUGGUCCCAGGGGGGAGGCAGCCGGUGUGUUCCAGUCCAUUCCUCUGCAGCGAGCCGGCAACAAGACAGAGAUGGCGCACUGCACUCUGUUCUUGGCCAGCCGGGCCUCCUCCUACGUGACCGGAGCCGUCCUGGUGGCGGACGGCGGAUCGUGGCUGACCUCGGCCAAUGACGUCUCCAUGCUGCUGGGUAUAGCCUCCUCUCAAUCUGCUAAACUCUGAACGGGGGUGGGGGGGCUCUCUUGUCCUCCUCCUGACACAGGUUAUUGGUCAUCUGAAAAGAAAAUAGAAAAGUAAAUGCUGAAAAUAAGAGUAAUUUAAGCCAUCUGUAGAAGUGAUUGUGCUGCAUGUUCAC
Pungitius pungitius (ninespine stickleback) is the source of this 1320-nucleotide messenger RNA. RefSeq names its product 2,4-dienoyl CoA reductase 2, peroxisomal (gene decr2). Gene Ontology annotation, molecular function: 2,4-dienoyl-CoA reductase (NADPH) activity. Gene Ontology annotation, cellular component: peroxisome. Lineage: Eukaryota; Metazoa; Chordata; Actinopteri; Perciformes; Gasterosteidae. The transcript has 10 exons. The record is from RefSeq and is a predicted model, not a curated record. Gene Ontology annotation, biological process: fatty acid catabolic process. Bases 279 to 1187 code for a protein of 302 amino acids.